This is a messenger RNA of Anarrhichthys ocellatus (wolf-eel), 2845 nucleotides long. It is a transcript of the gene spint1a, whose product is annotated as serine peptidase inhibitor, Kunitz type 1 a. Gene Ontology annotation, biological process: epidermis development; epithelium development; extracellular matrix organization. The coding region runs from base 489 to 1991 and encodes 500 amino acids. NCBI's taxonomy places the organism in Eukaryota, Metazoa, Chordata, Actinopteri, Perciformes, Anarhichadidae. The transcript is spliced from 10 exons. The record is from RefSeq and is a predicted model, not a curated record. Gene Ontology annotation, molecular function: protein binding; serine-type endopeptidase inhibitor activity. Gene Ontology annotation, cellular component: plasma membrane.
AUGAAACAAUCCUAAUGUGGUAAAUGACUUCAUGUGUUAACAGCACAGUGCUUUACAUUCACACUCACACAAAGCGCUGUCCUUGUUUUGUUUUGUUUGGCGAUCAUUUCACAGCCAGAAGGGAGUGGCAUCUCGCGAGUGGAAUUUCACUUCCUGUAUGUCUCAGGUGAGUCACCUGGGCAAUGUCGUCGAUCGCUCAGGGUUUUUUUUUUUGUCGACAUCAAACGUGUGAGUUUGAGAGUAGGAAAGGAUCAAAUCUGCCUGGAGAGCGUUUGUGGAAGCUUUGAAGCGUUUUCUGGAUGCAUAGCAGGAGCUGAAGCUUGAUUUGAGAGAAGAAGCAAAGUGUUUUGCUACUUUGCGGCCUAACAAUUAAUUGAAGAAAAAAAAACUGCCUUUGUUGGUGUUUUUAUUCGCUACUGUCGUAACAGGCGAUCUCUGGAUUUUUUAUUUAUUUUUAUCUGUGUGGAAAUCUUCACAGGGCCUAUAAAAUGACUUUACCCCUUAGAGGGCAGUGGGGCGCGUGUGCGCUCCUGCUCCUGGUGCUACUUGACUCCACUUGCGGGCAGCUUGGUGAGACGUGCAUAGCCCGAUUCAAGAAGGGUCAGGAGGAUUUUGUCCUCGAUGUCGACGACUCCGUGAAAGACGGAGCGACGUUCAUUUCGUCGCCUAAUCUGCAUCGAUCCAAGGACUGCGUGGCCUCCUGCUGCAAAGAGCCGAAGUGCAAUGUCGCAUUCAUGGAGAGAGGAGCCGAGGAAGGCAGAGUCAACUCCUGCUUUCUAUUUGAUUGUCUGUACAAGAAGAAAUACGCCUGCCGCUUUGUCAGGAAGACGGGAUACAUCAAUUACAUCCUGGACUCCGUUUAUGAGAGCCAUCUUGCAGUGGAUGUUUCCCAAAAUGAAGGCGACCAACCCCCGGUGGCCGAUGGAGGCCAGGAUCUUGUAGUCCAGCCUCAGGACACCGUGACAUUGAACGGCUUUCAGAGCAAAGAUGACCAGGGGAUUGUAUCUUUCAAGUGGCAAAUGCUCACCAGUUAUCCUUAUGCUGUCAUUGAGAAAACCACCUAUGACGACCAGUUUAGCGUGUCCAAUCUGACAUCUGGGGUGUACAAGUUCCAGCUAACGGUCACAGACGCCAUCGGCCAGGCAGACUCAACCAAGGUCACCGUGCUGGUCCUGACUCCUGAGCAAUCUGACCACCACUGUAUGGCUCCGAAGAAGGUCGGGUGGUGUCGUGGUGCCUACCCUCGCUGGCAUUACAAUGCCGCCUCUGAACAGUGUGAGGAGUUCACAUUUGGGGGCUGCAACGAGAAUUUAAACAACUAUGUCACCAAGGAGGAGUGCAUCAACGCCUGCUCCGGCUUAGAAAAAGAUGGUAAAUCCGGCAGAGGUUUGCCGAUUCCUGAAGGAGAAAAAUGCGGUGCUACAUGUGCAGAAGGGGAAUUCACCUGUGCAAACGGCUGCUGUUUGCCGGGUCUGGAAUGUGACUCGGCUCCACAGUGUAGCGACGGCUCAGAUAAGCAGACAUGCGAGCAAUUGAGCAACGGUUUUAGGAUUCUGCAGACGAUUCCAGUGAAUGAACAAAAAGUGCAUUGCACAGAGCUUCCUGACACCGGAAACUGCCGGGACAGUCUCACCAGGUGGUACUACGACGCCCUCCAAAAGAGCUGCUUCCGCUUCAACUACGGUGGCUGCCACGGAAAUGACAACAGAUUUGACUCUAAGGACUCCUGUGUUAAAUAUUGCUAUGGGGUAACAGAAAAGGACAUGUUUGCAAGAGCUGAUAAAAGAGUGACCGAAGGCCAUACAGGUAUUGUAGCUAUAGCUGUCCUCUUGGGUGUCGCUAUCUUCGUUUUACUAUGCCUCCUGGUGUACUGCCUCAUGAAGGGAAAGAAGAAGUCUUCACAGCACCAGCGUGUGCCCGUCAACACUGUGCCGGUCAGCUUGGAGGACAGAGAGCGCCUAGUCUACAACAGCACCACCAAGCCCAUAUGAUUCUCCAGUCCUCACCUUUGACCACCAUUUUGGUUGUGAGUUACACUGGUUGUUAGAGACAGUUGUUGUACACUGAACAAACAAUGUCCACUGACUGAGUUUGAAUGCUGAAGGGGAUGUGUUUUUAUUUCGUAAGGGUGAUGUACAUAGAAGGCAGAACGUCUUCAGUGAUGAUGAAAUGUGACGGGUUAUAUUUUGACUUUUAGCUUGUUUUUAAUGCAGUGGCCUGUUAAAAUGAAUGGUUGGAUAACAGUUAGAAUUGAAGGAUUGUCAUUAGUUUGAAUGUAGAUUGUCACUGGAUGUCAUUGGAUCAGGUUAAAAUCCUAAAUAUUUUCUACUUUUGUUUUAUCUGCAUCUGAUUGUUCUUAGUGAACAGCUCUUUAUGAAAUAAAGUCAUUUCAAAAGUUAGAUCCCGAGUUGUCACUCGGUUCACAUUGGUCCGUUACUUAAAAGUAAGAGUCUAGCUUCCCAUGCGUCCCUUUAAAGAGCUGUGGGGAUGUUUGUGGAUAUGUAAUGGUAUAAGGAGAACCCUUCAACUUCCUAAAAUCCUGCCCUGCCAGCUUCUUCACUCUGUCAAAUGUAUUUUUAUCCUGUUUAUAAACCAUUGUUACGUUGGAUUACACAUACACGCGUAAUGUUGUACAUAAUCUUAGAAUUUUGAGAAAGUAAUAUUUUACUUGAGAAAGUUAUUUUGUCACUGAUUUUUCAGAACGAGCACAAUGCCUUCAUUAAAUAAUACUCAUUAAUACCUUUAGAAAUACUCCUUGCUGUGUGUUUGUACAUGACAUUAUAUAGGUUUCUGUAACUUUAGCAGUAUCAUAUUGUUUAUACUAAAUAAAUAUAUGAAAUCAAAA